GACAUAUACCGCCGAUACACGCCAAUCAUCACUCACUGUAGUGCAACAAGGUUAUGUUUACCAAUGUCGGGAACUUUUGAUUGUUUAUUAACUUGUUUAUAAUUUGAAAAUUUAAAUAUUCAACAAUUAAUGAUGGAAUAUCCGCUUAAAAAAGUUGAACUGCAAGCAGAUGUCUAUAUGACUUGUCUUCAACAUGCAUUAUCAACGGAAAAUUUUGAAGUGAUGGGAUUACUUAUUGGCCAUAUUGACAGCGGUAUUACUAAAAUUUCUGCCUUGAAUAUUUUACUACGAUUAGAUAAAAAGAAAGAUCGUGUAGAAAUUUCUCCAGAACAAUUGUUCAAAGCUGCUGCAGAAGCUGAACGAUUGAGUGAGGAAUUAAAAAGACCUAUGAGAGUAGUCGGAUGGUAUCAUUCUCAUCCUCAUAUAACAGUUUUUCCUUCUCAUGUCGAUAUUGGAACCCAGGCAACAUAUCAACUGAUGGACUCGUGCUUUGUUGGUCUAAUAUUCUCAGUAUUUUCCGAAAAUAAAGAGACAAAAGAACAAGAGUGUGUAUUAACUUGUUUUCAAUCUCGUAAUAAUGAUGCCGUAGAAAUUCCAGUAGAGAUUGUUAAAAUUGGAGAAAUAUCAAAGGAAUGCUUGGAUGCAUUAAAAGAUCUGCCAAAAAUUCUUGUUCAAGAAGAUGAUGAAGUUGCAAACCAUUGUGAAAAUAGUUCAGAUCCUCUUGCAACUAUUCACAAUAAUGCGGUUCGUACACGUGCUCUUGCGCACAUUACGGAUGUAGUUACUAAACCUUUGAUAGAAGUGCUGGAGCAACGACUCAUUCUCAAUGAAAAUUAUAAGACUCAUCUUCAUAAAGUUAAACAAAAGCUAUUGAAAGGAAUUCAAAAGUCGCAUCCAACCCAACUGGAAACCAAGCAAACUAAGAAGAAAGGCAACAAAUCUUUAGGGAAAAAAUAGAUUUUUUUUUUUAUGAAGACAAUUAACUCGUUUUUGUUAAGACCAUUAAUAUUUGAUUAAAGUUUAAAAAUUUGACUGGAAUAAUGAGUUUUUAAACCAAAAAACGAGUUUGACUUUUUAAAGUGAUCCAGUUAUUACUAAUAAUAAAUAAUGUUGUUUAAUUUAAAAAUCAGUAUUGUUAAUUUAUAACAAAUAAAUAUAUGAUUAUUACUAAAUGUAUAAUCAAAUUAUUGUUAAGAUCAAUUCCAUU
Messenger RNA from Microplitis mediator, 1207 nucleotides. Its product is annotated as lys-63-specific deubiquitinase BRCC36-like. The record is from RefSeq and is a predicted model, not a curated record. Gene Ontology annotation, molecular function: polyubiquitin modification-dependent protein binding; metallopeptidase activity; cysteine-type deubiquitinase activity. The transcript is spliced from 5 exons. Gene Ontology annotation, biological process: double-strand break repair. Bases 130 to 957 code for a protein of 275 amino acids. Lineage: Eukaryota; Metazoa; Arthropoda; Insecta; Hymenoptera; Braconidae. Gene Ontology annotation, cellular component: BRISC complex; BRCA1-A complex.